GCUCCGCUCCGCCCCGCUCCGCUCCCCGCGGGAGGCUGCGCGGGUGCCGGUGCGGUGCGGCUCCGGUGCGGUGCCGGUGCGGAGCCGUCCCGCGCCGGCCAUGGCUUAGAGCGGCCGGCCGGGGCAGAAGAGAUGAGUUUCCCCGCGGAGGACGGCGUGGGCAGCCUGUGCCACAAGGCGCUGCAGAUCAUCUCCGAGCUGUGCCUGGGCGGGCAGGUGGAGCGGGAGAAGUGCGCCGGCAUCUUCCCCCUGGAGACCGCCCGCCAGGGCAUCGGCGGCACAGACAUCUCAGUCAGUCUGUUAGCAGUAGUCGUCAGCUUCUGCGGGCUCGCUUUGCUGGUAGUCUCACUUUUUGUCUUUUGGAAGUUGUGUUGGCCCUGCUGGAGAAGCAAACCUCUCACUUCCAAUGCCAGUAAUAUCCCUCAGAGCAACUCGAGUGCUCCCACAGAGGUUUUUGAGACCAGCGAGAAAAAAGAAGUUAAAGAAAAUGGGAAACCUACAACAAAGGUACUUGAAGCUGCAUUGAAAAUUAGCCACACUUCACCUGAUAUACCAGCAGAGGUCCAGAAUGCGCUGAAAGAACAUCUGAUCAGACAUGCACGCAUGCAGAGGCAGAUCACAGAGCCCACAUCAUCAUCAAGGCACAAUUCUUUCAGGAGGCACUUGCCAAGACAGAUGCAAGUGUCCAGUGUUGAUUUUAACAUGGGGACAGAUCCAAUUUUACAAAGGGGAGAGACAACAACCAGCAUUGGGAGAAUAAAACCAGAACUCUACAAACAGAAGUCUGUGGAUUCUGAUGGGCAACAAGAAGAUGUGAAAACAUGUGGAAAACUUAAUUUCACUCUCCGGUAUGAUUACGAGAAUGAACUUCUGGCUGUCACAAUUAUCAAAGCCUUAGAUCUGCCUGCUAAAGACUUCACAGGAACAUCCGACCCCUACGUUAAGAUAUAUCUGCUUCCAGAUAGGAAAAAGAAGUUUCAGACACGAGUUCACAGAAAGACAUUAAAUCCUGUCUUUGAUGAAACCUUUCAGUUUCCUGUAGCCUAUGAUCAACUCAGCAACAGGAAAUUGCAUUUCAGUGUUUAUGAUUUUGACAGAUUUUCUAGACAUGACAUGAUUGGGGAAGUAAUUCUUGAUAACCUUUUUGAAGUCUCAGAUCUCUCCAGGGAAGCCAAUGUAUGGAAAGACAUCCACUGUGCCACCACAGAAAGCGUGGAUUUGGGUGAGAUCAUGUUUUCCCUUUGUUAUUUGCCUACUGCUGGGAGAAUGACAUUAACAGUCAUCAAAUGUAGAAAUCUCAAAGCAAUGGAUAUAACUGGCUCAUCAGAUCCAUAUGUCAAAGUGUCACUAAUGUGUGAAGGUCGAAGACUGAAAAAGCGGAAAACAACCACAAAGAAGAACACACUCAAUCCAGUUUAUAACGAGGCCAUCAUCUUUGAUAUCCCUCCAGAAAAUGUGGACCAGGUCAGCCUCUCCAUUGCAGUGAUGGAUUAUGAUCGAGUAGGACACAAUGAGGUCAUUGGUGUAUGUCGGACAGGAAUUGAUGCUGAAGGGCUUGGAAGAGAUCAUUGGAAUGAAAUGUUGGCUUACCCACGUAAACCAAUAACUCACUGGCAUCCAUUGGUAGAGUUACCUGGCCGAGCAACUAGUUUUGAUAGCCAGGGAUCUUGUUCAUCACCAAAACCACCGCUUACACCCUAGGGAACAAGAGUGGAUUCAUCAUGUUCAAUGUCCAACGCUCCUAUGUAGCUCACAUCUACAUUAACAGAAGGUUUGGCUUCUGCAGACGAACUGUAUCCAUAUUUUUGUAUUAAAGCACAUUUUUCCUAUUCUGUCUUAUAUUACAGUUUAUAAUAAUUUCUUAUCUUAUGAAUGAAAUUGACUUGAGCUGAAUAUAAUCUUUCUUUAUAAAAAUCCAUUCACCUGUUUUCUCUCUGGCAUAUAUCCGGUGUCAUAUCCAAGUAUUGUUUUUAUAUGACCUGUAUCUUUGCAUAGACAAAGAAAUCAGAAAAAGGAAAAAAAAAAAAAAAAUCCCUUAAGCAAUUCAAAACCACUGCAUAUCAUAAUACUUAAUUCUUUUGAGGAUAAGCAAAUAAUCAUGUAUGGCUAUUGUAUUAAAUCUCUAAGUUGCACUAAAUCCUGUAUGAGUUCUAAAUACUUCAAGCUGAAUAUUGCAUGAGAAAAAGAAAAUAAUAUCAACAAAUAACUAUUGUCACCUUUUUACUGUAUGGAAAACUAGUUCAUUCCUUGUGCAGGGAGACAGGGCUGAUCAAAAACCCAUUGAAGCCAAGUUUACUGAGUAGGACCCUACUGGCUUCACUGGGUUUUAGUUCAGCUUUUAAGGAAGAGGUCCCACAACUGUAUCUAUGCAGUUAUAACUUUCUAGCAAUUAGGAUGCCCACUGCACCUACAGGAAAUUAUUAACCUGUCUGUCAUAACCACUAGGCAUGUGCACCCAGGCAAGCAGCUGUGCUUGGCAGCUAUUUUGCUUCAGCUACCCACUGGUUGAUGAAGAGCUAGCUCAGAUGUCUGCAUAGCACUGAACUACACAUGUGAACGUAUAUCUGUGGACAGCAAAUGUGUCUACAAGAAGCUGUGUGGAGGAUGAUAUAGCUCCACAGAGAUGUAGUAGGUGUCUCCUUAUGAGGUGCAUCUAGCCCCUUCAGUAAAGCCCGUUUGCUGUGGGCAUCAUGCAGUCUUUUUCAGUCUUUAUUCAGGCCAAACUGUAGGUAAGAGAAUGCUCUGAAAUAGAAUAAUUUAUAUAAUUAAUUUUAGUAUUCAAAAACUUGAACAAAAUUAUCAGUUAAACAAAACAUUUUUCUGAUUCUUGACUUAGUAUGAACAGUGUUAGUUUUGUCUGAAGUUAUUUUGACUGAGUACAUAGCUCAUGUGGGAUAGUUUCUGAUCCCUGGCUGGAUGCCUCAAAUUAGAUGUCUAAUAUGAAUUUGAAAUAUGUUUCAUGUCAAUACAUAUGGG
This is a messenger RNA of Oxyura jamaicensis (ruddy duck), 2976 nucleotides long. It is a transcript of the gene SYT10, whose product is annotated as synaptotagmin 10. NCBI's taxonomy places the organism in Eukaryota, Metazoa, Chordata, Aves, Anseriformes, Anatidae. The coding region runs from base 133 to 1701 and encodes 522 amino acids. Gene Ontology annotation, cellular component: membrane. The record is from RefSeq and is a predicted model, not a curated record. The transcript has 7 exons. Gene Ontology annotation, molecular function: phosphatidylserine binding; calcium-dependent phospholipid binding; clathrin binding. Gene Ontology annotation, biological process: regulation of dopamine secretion; regulation of calcium ion-dependent exocytosis; calcium-ion regulated exocytosis.